Messenger RNA from Cornus florida, 1370 nucleotides. RefSeq names its product protein AE7-like 1. Bases 73 to 447 code for a protein of 124 amino acids. Lineage: Eukaryota; Viridiplantae; Streptophyta; Magnoliopsida; Cornales; Cornaceae. Gene Ontology annotation, biological process: iron-sulfur cluster assembly. The record is from RefSeq and is a predicted model, not a curated record. The transcript has 5 exons.
CACGCCCGUGAACGAAGCUCCAGCAAGUACCAAAGGUAACAAGCUGGAAAUUAGGCGCCGAGGAAGAGAGAGAUGACUCUGGGACUGAUAAAUGCGAACCCGGUGGUUCAUGCCAAGAAGGAGAGGAUCGCUCGCACCGAAGAUCUUCACGCCGAUGACGCCGUUGAUCCUCUCGAAAUCUAUGAUUUCGUGAGGGAUAUAAGAGAUCCUGAGCAUCCGUAUUCGUUAGAGCAGCUCAGUGUUCUUUCUGAAGAAUCUAUUACUGUUGAUGAGAAGCUUGGGCGCAUUCUGAUAACUUUCACACCAACCAUACAGCACUGCAGCAUGGCGACAGUAAUUGGUUUAUGCCUGAGAGUUAAACUAAUGGAGUGUUUUCCUCCACAUUUUAAGGUAGAUAUUAAAGUAGCUCCUGGAUCUCAUGCAAAUGAAGAAUCAGGCAAUGCAUAAAGAGGAAGUGUUAUGGGUGCUCAGGUUGCAAAUGAGUUGAACUGGAGUAUAAUGCUGCUUGAGGCAUGAGCUCAGCUUCCCGAACUACAACACAGUUCAGAGGAGCCUGAGGUUAAUAUACUUUAGCUUGAGCUCAGCUUAAUAGCUACGGAGCUCAGCUUCCUGAGUUACAAUACUGUAAUGUAUCUUAGCUCGAGCUCAGCAGCUCAGCUUUUCUGAAUUACAGCACUGUUCAGAGGAGCCCGAGUUUAAUUUUUUGUUUGAUAAGUACCUUAGCUUGAUCUGAAAAAAUCUUGAAAGUGGUCCUUUUCCUGGGCACUUGUCACAUCCUAACUAAUUGAAAGAGUGAAACAGGAAGUUACCUCACUUGGUGUAAAUGUCAGUAGCUAUGUCACCUUUUAACUUAUUUACUUUCAUUAUAAAAAAACUUUGUGUUCUCAAGUAGCAUAGUUAACAUCUUAAAAAAUUAAUGGAAACUACACACUCGUCUCCUGAAAUUUAUUCAUGAACCAUGACAACCAAGCUUGGUUCCGGUAGGACUCAGCCCAUUUACUAGACAACCUUAGUUCAAAGAAGCUCAGUUAUGAACUGAAUCGGACCUGUUGAUCAUCAGUUUGGGUGCUUCAGUUUUUGCAUCACGCCCUCCACAUUGUGACUUUGUGAGUGCAAGGAAAUAUAGAAGUGGACUGCAGAAAGCUAUGAGUUUAGUGUGAAUGAGGAAACCCUAAAGAAAAUAAUGGUGAAAAGAGACUAUCUAAAUAGGAAGCAGAGAAAGUAAGAAAAUUGGCUUUCCUGAUAAAAAGUAGUUGCCAUUUUUAAAAUUUCAAUAUGCAUAACAUAGGUUUUCAUUUUAGCCUCAUUUGCUUCCCUCUUCAUUUCCCUAAUUCGGUCACUCCAGACUAACAUAAAAACCAUGGUUAUUU